Molecule: messenger RNA, 1839 nt
Organism: Ascoidea rubescens DSM 1968
Lineage: Eukaryota; Fungi; Ascomycota; Saccharomycetes; Ascoideales; Ascoideaceae
Exons: 1
Coding region: 1-1839 (612 amino acids)
Biological process (GO): protein folding; protein peptidyl-prolyl isomerization
Molecular function (GO): peptidyl-prolyl cis-trans isomerase activity; protein binding
Source: RefSeq, a predicted model, not a curated record
AUGCACAAAGCAAAUAUAUUCUCAGUAUUAGCCAUAAAAAAUUCUUUUGGCCAUUGGAUUUUGAUUUCUUCUUCAAUUGAUGGUGUUAUCAAGUUUUGGAAAAUACUUGAAAAUGGUAAUUUGGAAUUUUUGAAAAAAAUUAAUGAUUUGCAUUCUGGAUCUAUUAAGAUAUUCAAGUAUAGUAAUGGCACUACUAAUUCAGAUAACAACGAUAAUACCUAUUUUGCUUCUUUAUCUUCAAACAAUAAUAAAAUUAAAAUUUUCGAUAUCAACUUGAUGGACAUUAUUAAUAUCAUUGAUUUAAAGUUCAUUCCAGGUACUUUAUGUUGGGCUAAUUAUAAUAAUCGUGUUUUAUUAAUAGUUACCAGCAAACUUUUCCACGAUAUUUAUAUUUAUGAUCCUUUUGAUUCUUCACAAAAUGACCACACAAUUCAAUCUCAUAUAAUGAAUAUUCAUGAUGAUCAUAACGAAUCGCCAAAUCCUAGCUUUACUAGCUAUUUAUACACUACUUCAACUUUGCACAAACAUCCAAUUAUAUGCUUGAAUUACAAUUUCAAAUAUAACUGUGUGGUUUCAUCUGAUACAAUUGGUAACAUUGAAUAUUGGUUGCCAAAUGAGAAUUUUGAUACACCCAAAGAUUUAUUUGCUUUAAAAUCAAAUACAAAUUUAUUUUUGUUUAGGAAAAAAAAAUUGAUUCCAGUUUCAAUUGGUUUUUCAAGUGAUUUUGAAAACUUCAUUAUCUUAUCCUAUCCUGAUAAUAAUAUCAGAUUGUUCAAUUUCAAAUCUGCCAAAGUCUUUAAAAAAUUUGAUGAAUCUAUCGAUUCUUUAAUUAAUUUAUUCAAUUUGACAAAAUUGAAUAAAAAUUCCACUAAUAGGAAUAGUGAGGAUAAGCUAUUAUUCAACAAAAAAAUUAGUCUUGAGAAAAAUUUAAUAAACUCUGAUAAAAUUAAUUACUUUUUAUCCAGAAAUGCCAUUUUCACAAAUUCCAAUAAUUUUAUUCUCUACCCAUCAAUAAAUGGAAUAAAAUUAAUCGAUUUAUCACUAAAUAAAUGCAUUAAAAUAUUAGGUAAAUUUGAUAUCAAUGAAUCAUUACACGCCUCAUUGGAUGCCUCUUCUUUAAAUCAUUUGAAUUUUCAAAAUUUAACACUAGUUCAAAAUUCAGAUUCGAAGUUAGGUUCCACUGAUAAUCCAAAGUUUUUGCCGCUAUUAAUUGCAAUUCCUUACAAUUCAAACAGAUUCUACAUAUUCAAUAGCAACCCCAGUGAAAAUUUCCAGGAUUAUAAGCAUAAUCGAGACGUCUUGAAUGAAAAUCUAAACUUGGAUUCAAUUAAUAAAAACAAGUCUUUAAAUUACAAGUUGAAGUUUAGAGGCUCAAAAGUAAUUUUACAUACAACUUUUGGUGACAUUAAACUAAAAUUGUUUCCUGAAUAUGCGCCUUUAGCUGUUGAAAAUUUUAUCACUCAUUGUGGCCAAAACUACUACAAUAAUUUGACUUUUCACAGAGUCAUUAAAAGUUUCAUGAUUCAAACAGGUGAUCCUAAUGGCGAUGGAACUGGCGGUGAAAGUAUAUGGCACAAGUACUUUUCUGACGAGUUUAACCCAGAUGUUCGAUUCAAUAAACCAUAUAUGGUCGGCAUGGCCAAUAUAGGCGAAAAUACUAAUGGUUCUCAAUUUUUUAUAACAACAGCAAAGGCUGAAUGGUUAAAUGAUAAACACACAAUAUUUGCUGAAGUAACAGGUGGUAUUGAAGUUGUGAAAAACAUUGAAAAUGUUAAAACUAAUCAAAAUGAUGUUCCGGAAGAUCCUCCAAUCAUAAUUUCAACAAACUUUCAAUUUUAG